CCAGACAUGAAGAAGAAGACAACGCCUUGUAUCACUGUUAAUAUCCAAAGCCACAAAGUGGCGGUGGGAUUUGUUGAUUCUGAAGAGAAGCAAGGAAAAGGAUAAAGAAACGAAUAUCGCCUCGAAAUUUGCCGCUCUGAAAACCCUACCUCUCUAUUUCUUUUCUUUGUAUAUCUACUGAACAGACUCAAGAAGGGGUCCUGAACCUAUCAGAGAUUAAUGAUGGAAGUUGCUUCUCAUCCAAUUCAUAAUCCUCUUCGUCUCUGUAAUAGAAGAACGAGUUUUUGUUCUUCGUCUUCCUCGUCGCUGUUCUAUUUACAUAAAGGACUACAUUUUGGACACACUCCAUUUAAACGAACAAUUUUGAGAAGUUCAAGUAAUUUUUUUCAUCCAAGAAUUGAAGCUUUUGUGGUCUGUUAUCAACCAAGACCACAAGUUCACAAAUUUAACCUCUACCCUGGUCUCAGUUCGCUUGAUUCUUUACAGCAUAGUAGCAAUAAGCUUAGACUUGAGUCUGCAGUAACAUCAAGAGAGUUGUGGAAACCGAAGGCCUUGGUCAUCACAAAUGAACAUCCACAAAAUGUUGAUUUUCCUCGAAAAUAUUCAAACAAGGAAAAGAAGCCCUUUCCAGUACCCAUAGUUGAAUUGAGACGAGCUGCAAGGGAGAGAAUGAAGAACAGGAAAGGCCAGCCUAAAGGGCGACCCCCUCCUCCAAGGAUUGGCUUGGUUGUUAAGAGCCUUAUACCGCUUGCUUAUGAUGUAUACAAUGCAAGGAUUGUCUUGAUUAACAAUCUCAAGAAAUUAAUGACAGUGGUCCCUGUGCAUGCUUGUGGGUGGUGUAAUGAAAUUCAUGUGGGACCUGAAGGACAUCCAUUUAGGACAUGCAGAAGUAAAUAUGCUAACCUCCGCAAGGGCCAACAUGAGUGGACAAAUGCAGCUAUUGAAGAUAUAUUCGUUCCCAUAGAAUCCUAUCACCUUUUUGACCGUCUAGGAAAGCGUAUACCUCAUGCAGAGAGAUUUUCAGUCCCCCGAAUUCCUGCGGUUGUUGAGCUUUGCAUCCAAGCAGGUGUUGAAAUUCCUGAAUAUCCCACAAAAAGGAGAAGAAAGCCAAUCAUUCGCAUAAAUAGGAGUGAAUUUGUUGAUGCAGAUGAAAGUGACCUGCCGGAUCCUGAACCAGUAGUUCCUGUAAAGCCUCUGCUAACUGAAAUACCCAACUCAGAAAUAGUAGCCCCAUCUAAUGAAGAAGAAACCAAAUUUCUUGCGGAGGAAACACUACAAGCAUGGGAGAAUAUGAGGAAAGGAGCCAAGAAGUUAAUGAGGGUGUACACAGUGAGAGUUUGUGGAUAUUGUCCAGAGGUGCAUGUAGGACCCCGUGGACACAAAGCACAGAAUUGUGGGGCCAACAAGCAUCAACAACGAAAUGGGCAACAUGGUUGGCAGGCUGCUGUGCUUGAUGACCUGAUACCACCAAGAUAUGUGUGGCAUCUUCCUGAUGUAGGGUCGCCAUUGCAUCGGGAGCUCCGGAGGUUUUAUGGACAAGCCCCUGCUGUUGUGGAGAUGUGCAUUCAAGCAGGUGCUGCUGUGCCAGAUGAAUACAAACCAACCAUGAGAUUGGAUAUUGGGAUCCCUUCCAGUGUUAGAGAAGCUGAAAUGGUUGUUUAAGGGCUUUCUGAACUCUGAACUUUUUCUCACUUUGAAUCCGUCCAGUGAAAAUGAACAAUGACCCCACAUUGGAAUUUCUCCUAGGCCGACUCACUCUACCACAUCAGUUAUGGACCCUCCCCAUGUGUUAUUCGGCUCUAUCUAAUGCGUGAUACGAUUAGGGAAAUGGUCAUUUGUAUUUAAUAAUGAUAUAAAAAAAUUAUACAACCCAUUUAAUUAUAUAAGUCAUGUAUGAGGCAAAGCUCAAUCUGUUCAGUUAUAUGCAUAGCAUGUGUUAGAAAACCCUACAUACACAUGUAUAACUCACUUCAAUUGACAUGUAUGCUAAUAAAAUUAUUUUUUUAUCCUUAA
Messenger RNA from Jatropha curcas, 2013 nucleotides. It is a transcript of the gene APO2, whose product is annotated as APO RNA-binding protein (DUF794). Lineage: Eukaryota; Viridiplantae; Streptophyta; Magnoliopsida; Malpighiales; Euphorbiaceae. The record is from RefSeq and is a predicted model, not a curated record. Gene Ontology annotation, molecular function: RNA binding.